AUGAGCGUCAAGGAGUAUACAUUUAAUUUCAACCAGUUAUCUCAUUAUGCCCUAAAAUUGGCAAGUAACAUGAGAGGACGUAUGAGAAAGUUUGUAUCUAGUCUUACGGAUGAUUUGGUAUUGGACUGUAAAGGAGAAAUAUUGAAUAGGGACAUGGAUGUCUCCAGGCUGUUCGUUCAUAUGCAAUAUAUUGAGGAGCAGAAAAAAAGGGUUGCUGAAGCAAGGGAGAAAGACAGGCAGACUAAGAGGGUGCCCAGACCUCAUGUUGAUUGGCGAUUUCAGAAUCUGCAGCCUAACAAUGGGCCCAGGUACAGGAGGGAUCGCCCUACUAUUAGAGGAAAUAUUGGGGGCGUUGAGUCCCGAGAAAAUUCCUCAGCACCACCACCACCUCCCAAGGGCACUACUUCAGCUACCGACGGUAGUCACAAUCGCCUAUAUGCUUUGUCUAACCGCCAGGAUGUAGAGGCUUCACCAGAUAUUGUCACGGAAGGAAUUUUUGUCUAUGAUGAUCACUGGGUUGUUGGUAGAAAUGAAGAAGAAGCUCGAGAUUUGGCUGGUAGGAAUCCGGAAGGAGAUUAUUGA
Capsicum annuum is the source of this 582-nucleotide messenger RNA. RefSeq lists its product as uncharacterized. The transcript has 4 exons. The record is from RefSeq and is a predicted model, not a curated record. NCBI's taxonomy places the organism in Eukaryota, Viridiplantae, Streptophyta, Magnoliopsida, Solanales, Solanaceae. Bases 1 to 582 code for a protein of 193 amino acids.